This is a messenger RNA of Phytophthora sojae, 1008 nucleotides long. RefSeq lists its product as hypothetical. The record is from RefSeq and is a predicted model, not a curated record. The transcript has 4 exons. Gene Ontology annotation, cellular component: membrane. The coding region runs from base 1 to 1008 and encodes 335 amino acids. Lineage: Eukaryota; Oomycota; Peronosporomycetes; Peronosporales; Peronosporaceae.
AUGGGGGCGAGCCAGUAUCCGCACUCUACAGAAGGUGCUCCUUUGCUGCCCACGACAUCGACCGGGUCGGUCGCUGUGAAGGUCGCAGUCGAGACGGAGCCCCAGCACCAUGCGUUGCUUGGGAUGGCGUGCGUGGCUUGCUCGGCCCUUUGUUUCAGCUUCAUGUCGACUUUCAUCAAGUACUUGACCUUCACCGUGACGUCUAUGGAGGCCAUCUUCUGGCGCUCGAUGGUCGCGUGCGCGUGCAACUUCGUUGCCAUCAAGCUGAAAAACCAACGCCUGUACGUCGCGCCCGAGCACCGCAAAAUGCUGCUGAUCCGCUGCUUCGUCGGGUUCUCGUCGAUGGGCUUCAGUUUUUACGCUGUCUCGCAAAUGGUGUUGGCCGACGCAAGCGUCAUCAUCUUCACAUCGCCCGUCUUCACCUUCUUCAUGGGAGCGCUGUUUCUCCACGAGAAGAUCGACCCCGUCAGCCUCAUCAGCGCCAUCGCAGCGUUCGGAGGUCUGGUCUGCGUCGUGCGUCCGGGCUUCCUCUUCGGAUACAACCACCCUACCGCUGCUUCGGACGGGUCGUGGGUCGCCGUGUGCUCGGGACUGCUCGGCGCAUUGAGCCAAGUGUUCGUAUUCCUCGUCGUUCGGCAGCUCAAGGGGCUGAACGUGUUUGUGAUCAUCCACUACUUCACGCUCUCCAACGUCAUCUUUGCCAUGGUGUGGAUCGCCCUCAUCCAGCAGUCCUUCACCAUUUCCUCUGCUCUCCCGUUCUGGGGCGCCGUCUUCGGCUGCGGCUUCUUCACGUUCCUAGGCCAGUCCUUCCUAACCCGGGGCUUCCAGCUGGAAAAGGCGGGCAUCGCCUCCGUCAUGCGCUACUUGGACGUGGUCUUCGUCUUCAUCUGGGACUCGGUCAUCCUCGGCGAGCACAUCAACCACUGGAGCAUCGUCGGUGCCUUCAUCAUCGUCUCCUGCGCCGUGCUGAUCGCGCUCCGCAAGAUGCACAUGACUCCACCGCAGUAA